This is a messenger RNA of Micropterus dolomieu (smallmouth bass), 5676 nucleotides long. It is a transcript of the gene pip5k1ca, whose product is annotated as phosphatidylinositol-4-phosphate 5-kinase, type I, gamma a. Gene Ontology annotation, molecular function: phosphatidylinositol kinase activity. The record is from RefSeq and is a predicted model, not a curated record. Bases 213 to 2507 code for a protein of 764 amino acids. NCBI's taxonomy places the organism in Eukaryota, Metazoa, Chordata, Actinopteri, Centrarchiformes, Centrarchidae. The transcript is spliced from 19 exons. Gene Ontology annotation, biological process: phosphatidylinositol metabolic process.
CAAGUGCGGUGCAGUCGACCUGAGAGGAGCGGACCGUGUGCCGCCGUCGUGAGGGGACACCGCACAGAUGAAGGGGCCGUCGCGUGUCUAACUAUCACUUAUUCCUAACACACAUCAAACAACACACUCCUCCUUCCCCUGCACCGGGGUCGCGGCGUCGCUGUCGGUCUUUCUUUCGGAGGGCUUGCCUGUUUUUGCCUCCGGGAGGCUGAAUGGAAGCAGCAGCCGAGGGAGCGGUCGGGCUGUCGGAGGCCAGGGACGGGAGUCCGCUCUCCGGGGCCGCAGCAUCCGAUGAUGGGGACACGGUGGUUGGAGUUAGCUACGGGGUGGACUCCGCAGACAUGGAUGCUGCUGCUAAGAAAGCCUUCAUCACAGAGAUGCCCUCAUCCUCAGGCCUGCCUGGUCAGGGAAAGAAGAUUGGCCACAGAGGGGUGGAUGCAUCAGGGGAAACUACAUACAAGAAGACCACAUCCUCAGCCUUGAAAGGUGCCAUCCAGCUGGGCAUCGGUUACACAGUGGGCAACCUGAGCUCCAAGCCUGAGAGAGAUGUGUUGAUGCAGGACUUCUACGUGGUGGAGAGCAUCUUUUUCCCCAGUGAAGGCAGCAACCUCACUCCAGCCCACCAUUUCCCUGACUUCCGAUUUAAAACAUAUGCCCCUGUGGCCUUCCGCUACUUCAGAGAACUGUUUGGCAUCAGACCGGAUGACUACCUGUACUCCUUAUGUAAUGAGCCUCUGAUCGAGCUGUCCAAUCCUGGAGCUAGUGGCUCGGUCUUCUAUCUUACAAGGGACGACGAGUUCAUCAUCAAGACCGUGAUGCACAAGGAGGCUGAAUUUUUACAGAAACUGCUGCCUGGAUAUUACAUGAACUUGAAUCAGAACCCUCGCACUUUGCUUCCCAAGUUUUUCGGCCUCUACUGUGUACAGUCGGGCGGGAAGAACAUCCGCGUGGUGGUGAUGAACAAUGUCCUCCCCCGUGUGGUUCGCAUGCACCUCAAAUACGACCUGAAGGGCUCCACCUACAAGAGGCGAGCUUCCAAGAAGGAAAGAGAGAAGGCCAAGCCUACUUUCAAAGACCUGGACUUCAUGCAAGACCUGCAGGAUGGACUGAUGCUGGACCAGGACACUUACAAUGCGAUGGUCAAGACCCUACAGAGAGACUGCCUGGUCCUGGAAAGCUUUAAGAUCAUGGACUACAGUCUGCUGCUCGGGGUCCACAACAUAGACCAGGCAGAGAGGGAGAGGCAGAUGGAGGGCUCCCAGGGCGGAAGCGAUGAGAAGAGGCCCGUGGCCCAGCAGAAGGCCCUGUACUCCACAGCCAUGGAAUCCAUUCAGGGAGGAGCGGCCUGCGGAGGGUCCAUCGACACUGACGACACGAUGGGUGGUAUCCCAGCUGUGAAUGGGAAAGGGGAGAGACUUCUUCUCUACAUCGGAAUCAUCGACAUCCUGCAGUCCUACAGGCUAAUCAAGAAAUUGGAGCACACGUGGAAGGCUUUGGUUCAUGACGGAGACACCGUAUCAGUCCACCGGCCAGGCUUCUACGCCGAUAGGUUCUUCAAGUUCAUGAGCAGCACAGUUUUCAAGAAGAGCUCCUCUCUGAAGUCAUCUCCAUCCAAGAAAGGUCGUGUGUCGUUGACAGUGCCUAAGUGUGGGGGUCCCGGUGCAGCCUGGUCAGCCAGCCAGCUGCCUUCUGAGAGAGACGAGAAUAUCUACGACCUGAGAGGAGCUCGCAGCUUCCCAACGCUGGAGGAUGAGGGGCGGCCAGAUCUUCUUCCAUGUACUCCUCCAUCGUUUGAAGAGGCGACCACAGCGUCAAUUGCCACCACUCUCUCUUCCACCACCUCUCUGUCCAUCCCAGAGCGGUCCCCCUCUGACAGUGCCGAGCACCCCCGCUACAGGAGGCACACCCAGUCUCUCAGCCAUGACGGGAGGACCCAGGAAGAGCUGCGUGUGCGGGAGGAGGAUCAGCAGACCAUCACAGUGGAGGUGGAGCUGAAGAGACACGACAGUGAGCCCACUAUCUCUGUUCCACAGCCUUCACCUGAAACCAGUGAAGCUCAGGAAGUAGCUGGUGCCGAGGCUCCUGAUGCCGCUGCAGCAGCACCUUCCAGCUCUUCGUCAGCGCCUGAAGCAGCCUCUUCCUCCUCGUCUCCCCCGGCAGCUCUCUCUUCUCCUGGGGCGGCCAAGGAAGCCCCGUCCAGUCCCAAGGUGGUGGUGGAGGCAGACAGGGCAAGCCUGGUGUCUGGCUCAGGGUGUGCCAGCCAGGCUUCAGUCGAUGAUGACGAUGACGUGCCAAUCACAGAUAUCUACUUUGCGUUGACAGAUGGACAGCAGAAAGGGCGUAGCGACUCUGGCUGCCUCCAGAGGACAGGACCUGGGUGUACUCUCCGCUACACUAUGGCUCAGAGUCUAAGGCCCUGCCAGAUGGGGAUUGGGAAAGAGAGACAUAAAACCUGUUCUCUGGCAGAGAGGAGCGAAUGUCUCAGUGGAGAGGACUCGGCGGUCUGAAGGCCAGACCUCGGCGGUUGCAGCAGGAUCCUUGUCUGAACCAGGAUUUUAAACAUGCAUACGGAAACUGAACACACUGAGGGGAAAAAGUGGCUUGAGUACCAGAGAGGGGGGGGAAAUCCUGUCAGCGAUGACAUUACUGAUUCCCAACCAUCCCUGCCUUUCAUCCUAGACAAAUGAAAAUUAUAUGAGUUUAAUAAUAAUAAUGUGUAUGUGAUACAUACAGUAGUGCGUAUAUGACUGUAGUUCUACAUGUUUGACAUACAUGAAAGACCAUAGUAACUUUCAGUGCCUAUGAAAAGUAUUCACCCCCCUGGUUGUUUACAUGUGUUAUUGCAGUGCUACUUGAUUAUGUCAAAAAUCACAAUCACGAUUAUUUUGAUCAAUAUUGAGAUCACAGUUCUUUAACAUGAUUACUUUGGAAAACAUUAUGCUUGACUUUGGAAACUUGUCUUUUUAACAGUGGAUUUCCUUGAACUUUAAAUAUAAUUCAGGAAAAAAAAAAGAAAAUCUUAAAAUAAUGAUAAUAAAUAAUAUAAUAUAAAGAUUUAUUUAAUAUGUGACGUGUAUUAUGAUGUUGUUUUUAUUUGGUAUUCAAAAUGUGAGAAAUUGAAAUAAGACUCGCAGCAAAAUCCAUUCGUUCUCUGCAUUUAACCCAUCCUUAGAUGGUUUAUUCACAACACAAGAUAAAUGAGAGCUACAUUAUGAAAUGGCUUGCGCCACAAUUAUUGUUUUAUCUCAAUUAUCUUGUUUUCAUAAUUGUUGGAAGCCCAAAUCGUAAUUGAAAAUAAAAUUUGAUUAAUCGCCCAGCUCUAUUAUAUUGUCUUACAACAUUGACUACAACAAAGACUCUUCAAUGUCAAUAAACGUGAUAGCCAAGUGGGGUGAAUACUUUUUAUAGGCAUUGUACAGUGUGAUCUAGUUCACACAAGCAAAGCCCUCCAUCAGACUCUACAGGCUUUCCCCCAUGGAAAUGUGCAAAUACUGGUUUUGGCCAAUCAGGGUAAGCCCAAAAACCAUUCUUUGUACUUGCUGUGUCGUUCGCCCUCACCUGGCAUCCAGCUUCCUUUCAACAGCUGGAAGAGAAACACAAGUUAGAUGAUUACCAUCAUCACAGCUGGUGACCUUUGGCCUCGCCUCUCGUGAUACGAUGCUGCUCCUCCUGCCCCGGUCUCCUCGCUGCCAUGUCCACCUGGGAGCAGAACAUGCGGCCACAUGUAGAUUUCAGUGUGAGGAGUGAGCGGUCAAGCCUGUGGUGUUGGAGGUGCUCUCUGCCUGUGCUCGUAGAACUGGAGUUACAGUGAUAACCACCGUUUGGCCAAACAAAACAGAACAUCUAGACGUCCCUGUCAUCCUCACAUUUCCUGUAGUGAAUAUAUGCAGUUUAGUUUAUAGAGAGAAAAAUGUAAACAUUUUUUAGUGAUUAUAUACAGUUGUUUCAUUCAUAGCAUAAUAAUUUAUUAUUUAUAUCAUACUUAUGUUGCAUCAUUUUGUAUUUCUAAACUUUUCUUCAGCUGUUUUACUACCGUGAACUUUUAUUUAUCUUGUCUGUUUGUAUUUUAUUCUAAUCUUUACUGGUGUAUUUUCACUGCUUAAAUGUUUUUAAAAAUUUGCAUCCAAAGAACUUUAAUUUGCUGUUUAGUUGUUUCCCAGUUUGUUUUUACAUCACGUGUUUGACGUGAUUCAGUGUUACUACAUUUGUUCACUACACCUCUUGUGAAAACAGCUGAGACUUGUGACUCUCGGCGUCAAUUGCAACACUAAGGCAGCAGACAUUGUCAGUCGUUAUAGUAAUUUUCACAUCAUAACAAUGUCUUCCAGUGUUGCCCUACUUUUGGACACAUGCACACAAAUCAUUUGUAACAAUAGAAUUUCAUGUUUUCUUUUUUUGGAAAAAGAAUCAGCAUAUCAGUGACAUUUGCUGUAUCUGGUUGCCCUCACCUCCUCACAGUAAGAAAUCCAUUGACUGGACAUUUCAAAUGUUUGUAGCUGUAGAGCAUCAGUUGUAGUAUUUGCGGUCAAUAUCGUACCUGUUAUCUGUAUAUUGGAAUGAACACAGUACGUUGCAGUGUUGACUUGGCACGACACUGCAGUUUGUAAAUGGGUUGAAUGUUGUUUGCACUUCUCAAGAGGACCUGAAGAUAAACUAGUGAUAGAGGCCAAAUAAACAUACAUCACGUUAUCUUCGUUUCUGCUCACACAGGUUGAUAUUUAGACAGCAUUUAUGUUACGGUUAUCAAGUGUGUAUGUGUGUGUUGGUGAAGUCAAUCACAGUCAUUGUAGGGGUUAGUGUUUACUGUAGUCUCUCUGUGGCUGACAUCUUAGGACUCUGAAGUAACAUUUCAGUUCAAUUUAAACAAACUGAAUUUUUAUCUCACUUCAGAAACUUCAGUUUGGUUGGUGCGUUUCUAUGUGUGUUUGUGUGUAAGGAAAGACACAUCAGUGUAAAUUAGAAAUCAUUCUCAUGAUGUGCAGUGGCCAGUUGUAAUCAGUUUGCUGUCGUUCAUCAGAUGGAGACCAUAGCAGCAAUAUUUUGUACAGUCUAGCUUUUAAGUUCAUUUGUAUUGCCUUAUUGAGAAAUCUUACAUGUGGGCCUAUUUAUAUUGUUUUCACUCGUGCUGUUGUAUUUAUUUUUCUUUCUCAUAGUUGUGCUCCUGAGAAUGUGUACAUAAAAUUAUAAAUACAUAUAUAAAGAUAUACAAAUAUAUUUUCCAUUUGAAUCGGAGAAUAUUAUUUUUAUUUGGUUUUAUUUUUGCUGCUGGGCAAGAAAUGAUUGCAAUCUACAUAAUUUACUGUACCAUAUUCUUCAGUGUGUUUAUUGAGAUGCAGCUGCUGUAUAUUUAUGGUCCAUAAACCACAGCUGUUUCUUUGUAAGAUAUCCACAAUUGAAAGAUUUGUGGGUUUUCCUGUACAUGCAAAUCAUUAGGGAUUCUUCCAACUGUUCAGCUGUGUUGUGUAUGUGUUUUCAAAUCCCUAUGUGCCCUCAUCCAAUAGGGAGAGUCCUUUGCAGAGACAUAGCAUGAUUUCAAGAUGAAUAUGCAUAUCAGAAAUGUGUAUUUAUGUAUAUCUGUGUAUAUUCAUCUAUUUAUACGUGAGGAUAAAUAGAUGGCUGUAUGUGUGUGUGUUUGGACUCAGUCAGAAUGAAUACAAAAUAAAGCAGUUCUAUGAA